UGGUAUCAAGUAUUGGAGAUCCAGAUGAAAAUAAAUUUUAUGAUAUUGGUGUUGGAUUUGUUUUUUCAUUUAUGACACAUUAUCAAUCAGUAUGUGUUGGUAAAAUUACAGAGGCAGAUCCGAAUAAAGUUUGGGACCAAGUAGAAGUUCUUAAAAAAUAUACUGGAUCAUAUCUUUUUGGAAUUACAAAUACAUUAGUUCAACAACAUAUAAAUAUAUUAAAAAGUAAAUCACCAACAUGUGCUGUUAAAGAAUGGUCGAACACAAUGCAACUAGAGAAGAAUGCAUUACUAUUGAAUAAAAAAGAAUCAGAUGGUAUAAUUCGUAUUCUUUUAGUUAUUGCCCUAAAUUUUAAAUACCGUAUUCUUAAAGAAGAGUUAGGUGUUGGAUCAAAUAUAAUAAAUAAGGCCAGUAAGCAUGCAUGGCUUUAUAGACUAGGCACAUUAAUCUUACAAAAACCAAAAAGAACUGCUCAAAGAUUAACAGAUGUUCAAGAAAAGCAAUUCCUAUUAUUUUUUCAAGAUAAAGAAAAUGUAUCAAUGAGUUCAUAUCAUAUAGACUCAAAAACAAGAUUAUUGAUCCUAUAUUUGCAUGAUCAAAAAAAAGGUCUAUGGGAAAAAUUUAAUGAAACAAACUCAAACGGUAUAAAAAGAACUACCUUUAUAGCAUGUUUAAGUGAAAAAACAAAUCUUAAAUACUGCAAAGAUCUUG
This is a messenger RNA of Racocetra persica, 711 nucleotides long. The record is from the annotation of a GenBank genome assembly. Lineage: Eukaryota; Fungi; Glomeromycota; Glomeromycetes; Diversisporales; Gigasporaceae.